AUGGUCACUCGUGCACACUUCUUUUGCCUCAUGGCUCUCACCUUCACUCUAGCCUUGGCAGCUGAUCACAGUCCACUUCAGGAUUUCUGUGUGGCAGACCCCAAAAGUCAAGUGCUAGUAAAUGGAUUGGCUUGCAAGGACCCUACACUAGUAAAGGCCAAUGACUUCUUCUUCAGAGGACUUCACCUAGAAGGAAACACAUCAAACCCAGUAGGAUCCAAGGUGGCUCCAGUUACAGUUUCACAGCUACCAGGACUAAACACUUUAGGAAUUUCACUUGCCCGCAUUGACUUUGCACCGUGGGGCACAAACCCUCCUCACACUCACCCUCGUGCCACCGAAAUCCUCACCGUGAUCGAAGGCACUCUUGAAGUUGGUUUCGUGACAUCAAACCCCGGAAACCGCCAUGUCACCAAAGUGCUGCAAAAGGGUGAUGUGUUUGUCUUCCCUGUGGGACUUGUGCACUACCAGAGAAAUGUGGGUUAUGGCAAUGCUGUUGCCAUUGCAGCUCUCAGCAGCCAAAACCCGGGGGUUAUCACUAUUGCUAAUGCUGUGUUCGGGGCCACGCCAGACAUUGCUAGUGAUGUUCUUGCCAAGGCUUUUCAAGUGGACAAAGAUGUUGUUGCUGAUUUAAAGUCCAAGUUCUAG
This is a messenger RNA of Glycine soja, 648 nucleotides long. Its product is annotated as putative germin-like protein 2-1. The record is from RefSeq and is a predicted model, not a curated record. NCBI's taxonomy places the organism in Eukaryota, Viridiplantae, Streptophyta, Magnoliopsida, Fabales, Fabaceae. Gene Ontology annotation, molecular function: manganese ion binding. Gene Ontology annotation, cellular component: cell wall. The coding region runs from base 1 to 648 and encodes 215 amino acids. The transcript is spliced from 2 exons.